AUGUCGAUUGGAACGCUGGAGCAGAGUCCAAGCGUGCCAGGAGUCGCUCUUCAGUUUUUGCAUGGUGGAGAGGUCCACGGUGCUGGGGUUGGGAGUGGAUUGAGGCUGGAAGGAUUAGGGGUUGCCUGCCUGAUUCGAGUUCCUUCUGAAGUGGUUAAGCAGAGGGCACAAGUAUCUGCUUCUUCAAGAACAUUUCAUAUUUUCUCUAACAUCUUACGUGAAGAGGGCAUCCGAGGAUUAUAUCGAGGCUAUAAAAGCACAGUUUUAAGAGAGAUUCCUUUUUCUUUGGUCCAGUUUCCCCUAUGGGAGUCCUUAAAAGCCCUCUGGUCCUGGCGGCAGGAUCAUGUGGUGGAUUCUUGGCAGUCAGCAGUCUGUGGAGCUUUUGCAGGUGGGUUUGCAGCUGCAGUUACCACACCUCUGGAUGUGGCAAAAACAAGAAUUAUGUUGGCAAAGGCUGGUUCCAGCACUGCGAGUGGGAACGUGUUCUCUGCCCUGCACGAGGUCUGGCGGUCACAGGGGCUGGCAGG
Molecule: messenger RNA, 527 nt
Organism: Galeopterus variegatus (Sunda flying lemur)
Lineage: Eukaryota; Metazoa; Chordata; Mammalia; Dermoptera; Cynocephalidae
Product: S-adenosylmethionine mitochondrial carrier protein-like
Exons: 7
Cellular component (GO): mitochondrial inner membrane
Molecular function (GO): S-adenosyl-L-methionine transmembrane transporter activity
Source: RefSeq, a predicted model, not a curated record